AUGUUGGAGUUGACUAACACUCGUCAAUGGAAGGAUGAACCUGUGGUCAACUACAUUGAUAGGUGGAGAAGUCUGAGUCUCAACUGCAAGGACAGACUGUCUGAACUCUCUGCCAUAGAAAUGUGCAUUCGAGGAAUGCAUUGGAGCCUAAGCUACAUUCUACAGGGUAUACGCCCAAACACAUUUGAAGAAUUAGCUACUCGUGCUCAUGAUAUGGAGUUAAGCAUCACGGCCAACGCAACUGAUGGGCUUCCUAUUCAAGCUCCGCGAGUGCAGCCGUCUCGUCAAAACAAUGAAAGGCAAGAAAAUAAAAAAGGGGGCAAGCCUCCUUCAAGACUCAGUAAUAAGGAGUCCAUGGCAAUAAAUACAACUCCUAUGAAAAUUGCUACCAAAAUGAGCCGAAAGAUCACUGAGAAGUUGGAUCCAUCCCAAAAUAGGUCAGUAAGAAGACCCACGUUAAAAGAGAUGCAAGGAAAAGAAUACCCAUUUCUUGAAUCUGAUUUACAAGGGAUGUUUGAUGAUCGUUUCAAGGAGAAACUUCUUGAACUUCCCGAAAUGAAGCGCCCAGAGGAAGCCGGUUUUGAUCCAAACGCAUACAAACUACUUGCUAAGGCCGGUUAUAACCCAAAUGAGAAGCAUGCAUUGGUCAAACUCCCUCCUGAGGUGACUGGCGAGAAGACUCAUGGAUUAACACCUAUGCAGAAAAUGUUGAAAGAAAAAGGCUAUAAUGUUGAAAGUUCAUCGAUGGGUCUUGGUUAUCAACCAUCUUCUCCAGUGCGUAUAAUGAUCAAAAGAGCAAGUUGUAACUACGUGAACGAGGAAAUGGAGGUCACAAGCCGAAGGAGAUCUGUGUUCGAUAGAUUGGGAGAUAAGUCAAAGCGUACUUCUGUAUUUGACAGACUUGGCCCGCAGCCAAAAAAUGUGAAGCCGCUUGUCUAUGAAAGACUAGGCAGUAAAAAGCAAGAGUACCAGGUUGCCAAGGAAGAAAGUCUUACUCCAAUAAAGAGGAACGGACCAAGAAAGCGAGUCUCCAAUUUCUUCAUGCACUACGGAGACUUAUUCAAUGUAAGAAUUGAAACCAUUUUUGAAGAACAGGGUCAAGAAAGUAUGGCUUCCUGUCACCAUAUUACGAUCAGUGAUCCCGAAGAAGAAGAAGAAGAUGUAGAUGACGCUCUCCCUGAACUUGAACAAAGGGUAAAAAAUACAGUCGAUGCGCUAAAAGAGAUUAACCUUGGCACAAGCGACGAUCCUCGCCCAACUUACAUAAGCUCUUGUAUGACUCCCGAAGAAGAGAAAGAGUAUGUUGAUUUGCUACUCGAGUUCAGGGACGUCUUUGCCUGGAAUUACUCAGAAAUGCUUGGUUUGGAUCCAAGGAUCGCCGUUCAUAAUUUGUCUGUCAAGCAAGGAACAAAACCUAUCAAGCAAACUCAAAGGCGCUUUCGGCCCGAAUUGAUUCCUCUAAUAGAAAAUGAGAUAAAUAGAUUGAUUGAAGCUGGGUUCAUACGGGAAGUGAAAUAUCCGACAUGGAUUUCAAGUAUCGUCCCUAUAAGGAAGAAGAACGGGCAAAUUCGAAUUUGUGUUGAUUUUCGAGACUUAAAAGAGGCUUGCCCCAAAGAUGACUUUCCGCUUCCCAUCACAGAUUUGACAGUAGAUGCUACAACCGGGCAUGAAGCACUAUCUUUUCUCGAUGGAUCAUCUGGCUACAAUCAAAUACGCAUGGCGCCCGAGGAUGAGGAACUCACUGCCUUCCGCACCCCCAAGGGAAUUUAUUGCUAUAAAGUAAUGCCAUUUGGCUUGAAAAAUGCUGGAGUGACAUAUCAAAGGACAAUGCAAAGAAUAUUUGAUAAUAUGCUCCAUAGGAAUGUGGAGUGCUACGUUGAUGACCUUGUGGUGAAAUCAAAUAAGCGAGAGGAUCAUAUUCAAGACCUUCGAAGAGUUUUCCAACGCCUUCGGAGGUACCAACUGAAGAUGAAUCCUUUGAAGUGCGCAUUCGGAGUCACUUCUGGCAAGUUUCUCGGUUUCAUCGUUCAUCAACGGGGAAUAGAGGUCGAUCGAUCUAAAAUUGAUGCCAUUGUGAACAUGCCUGAACCACGAAAUAUUCAUGAAUUGAAGAGCCUUCAAGGGAAGUUGACAUAUAUCCGAAGGUUUAUCUCUAAUUUGGCCGGACGAUGCCAACCCUUUAGUCGACUGAUGAAGAAAGGGGUACCCUUCGAGUGGGAUGAAUCGUGUAGGAAUGCUUUUACAAGCAUCAAAGCGUACCUCAUGAAUCCCCUAGUGCUGGCUGCGCCCAUUCCAGGAAAACCAUUGACUCUCUAUAUUUCCGCACAAGAACGGUCGGUUGGGGCCUUACUUGCUCAAGAAAAUGAUGAAGGUAAAGAGAAUGCGCUGUAUUACUUGAGCCGGAUGAUGACAUCUAAUGAGUUGAACUACUCACCCAUCGAGAAGUUGUGUUUGGCACUUAUAUUUGUCAUUCAGAACUUGAAACAUUAUUUUCAUGCACAUACUAUUCGACUCAUAUCUAAGUCUAAUCCCAUUAAAUAUGUCAUGGCAAAACCUGUACUAUCUGAUCGGCUCGCGAGAUGGUACCUCCAGUUUCAACAAUUCGAAAUCAUUUAUGUACCUGCGAAGGCUGUCAAAGGACAAAUAUUGGCAGACUUUUUAGCCGAUCAUCCCGUACCUGCCGAGUGGGAGUUGACUGAUGAACUUCCCGAUGAAGAAGUGUUUAUGGUCGAAUCGCCGUGGUCAAUGUAUUUCGAUGGAGCUGCUCACCGUGAUAGAGCUGGUGCAGGAGUUGUCUUUUAUACCCCUGAAACAGAUAUAUUGCCAUACUCUUUCACUUUAACACGUCGGUGUUCAAACAAUGUGGCCGAAUAUCAGGCGUUGAUUCUCAGUCUUGAAACGACUGUAGACAUGAAACAGUUGCAUCUUAGAGUCUAUGGUGAUUCAAAAUUGGUGGUAAAUCAACUUCUUGGUGUUUAUGAUAUCAAGAAACCUGAAUUGAUCCCAUAUUAUAAGUAUGCAAGACAACUCAUGGGAUAUUUAGAUAAUGUCACUAUAGAACAUAUCCCUAGAAAUUUCAACCAACAAGCUGACUCUUUGGCAAAGGUAGCGUCCAUGAUCACUCUACCUUCUCAUCGAAAUCAAAUUUCAAUAUGUCAAAAUUGGGUCAUACCUCCGAUGUUUGAUGAAGAGGAUGAUGGUGAGGAAGAAUAUGCUUAUCAUAUUUUUGUCCAUGAGAUCGAAAAGGAGGAUUGGCGUCACCUCAUCAUUGAUUACCUUAAUCAUGGAAAGUUACCAGAAGAUCCCAAGAAAAAGGUCGAUAUACGUCGUCGAGCGCCACGUUUCAUUUACUACAAAGGGACGCUUUACCGAAGAUCAUUCGAUGGGGUGUUUCUACGAUGUCUUGGAGAAGAUGAAGCCAUGCAAGCAAUGGAGGAAGCUCACUCUGGGAUAUGCGGUGCUCACCAAUCUGGCCCGAAAUUACACUUUCGCAUUAAGAGAAUGGGAUACUACUGGCCAACGAUGAUAAAGGACUGUAUCGAUUUUGCUAGAAGAUGUCAAGCUUGUCAAUUCCAUGGCAAUUUCAUCCGCCAACCUCCUGAACCAUUGCAUCCAACGGUGGCUUCUUGGCCGUUCGAUGCUUGGGGUUUGGAUAUAGUUGGACCGCUCCCAAAAUCUUCUGGAGGACACAUUUUCAUUUUGGCAGCGACGGAUUAUUUCUCAAAGUGGGCCGAAGCGAUUCCUCUAAGAGAGGUCAAAAAGGAGAAUGUAGUAGAUUUCAUUCGCUUGCACAUCAUUUAUCGGUAUGGAAUCCCACGUUAUAUCAUCACCGAUAAUGGCAAACCUUUUUGCAAUGUAGCAAUGAACAAACUUUGCGAAAAGUUUCAUUUCAAACAAUACAAUUCGUCCAUGUACUACGCUACCGCAAAUGGACUUGCUGAAGCAUUCAACAAGACCUUAUGUAAUCUGUUGAAGAAAAUCGUUGAUAAAUCGAAAAGGGAUUGGCAUCUUCGAAUUGGAGAAGCGCUUUGGGCAUACAGAACUACUUUUCGAACUCCCACACAAGCAACCCCAUACGCGCUUGUUUACGGUGUUGAAGCUGUUCUUCCACUUGAGUGUCAAACACCUUCGCUAAGAAUUGCAAUUCAAGAGGGGCUCAACGAAGAAGAUAAUGUUCGUCUUCGCUUUGAGGAGUUACAAGCGCUCGACGAAAAGAGAUUGGAAGCUCAGCAACGGAUUGAGUGCUAUCAAGCUCGCCUUUCAAAGGCAUUCAAUAAGCACGUUCGACCCCGCUCUUUCCAAAUUGGAGAGUUAGUGCUCGCCGUUCGGAGACCAAUCAUUCUCACUCAUGGCGGACAAAGAAUGUUUACUCUUAAGUGGGAUGGUCCAUAUGUCGUUCGAAAAGUAUAUACAAAUGGCUCAUACAAGUUGGUUGCUGAAGAUGGAUUAAGGGUUGGCCCUAUCAAUGGAAAGUACCUAAAAAGGAAAAUGACAUGGUAA
Messenger RNA from Coffea eugenioides, 4500 nucleotides. RefSeq lists its product as uncharacterized. The record is from RefSeq and is a predicted model, not a curated record. Bases 1 to 4500 code for a protein of 1499 amino acids. Lineage: Eukaryota; Viridiplantae; Streptophyta; Magnoliopsida; Gentianales; Rubiaceae. The transcript has 3 exons. Gene Ontology annotation, molecular function: RNA-DNA hybrid ribonuclease activity; nucleic acid binding. Gene Ontology annotation, biological process: DNA integration.